AUGGAGCAGGGUAAGUCUAGUAGCACGGUGGGGCAGUCCCGGGAAAGCCUGGCUAGAGGUGCCCAAAUACUCCUAGCAGUUUCGAAUCAUGGUGUCGUGAAGUCCGAAGAGCCUGCCGACGAAGCCGAAAUCCAACGACAGAUCGAGGUUCUCACAAAGCAGCAAGCCCUGCUUCGAGAUGCAAAGGCGGCAGCUCAGCAAGACAGCGGUGUCGUAGACGCCGCUUUCGAAGGAGUGACAGAAGCAGCAACGCUGAACCUGGACGAGGCUACUCAGGUAGAGGCAGAUUUAGCCCAGGAGGCAGAGGCUGCUCGUUUGUUGCAGGAAAAGGCAGAGGCAGAUCGUGUGUUGGAGGAGGCAAAAGCCCAUCGUUUGGCUAAGGCAAGGGAAGCUGCAAAUGUGUUGGCUGAACAAAAGGCAGAGGCAGAUCGUUUGGCAAAGGAUCGUUUGGCGAAGGAAAAGGCAAAAGCAGAUCGUUUGGCCCAGGCAGAGGCGGAACGUUUGGCCCAGGAAAAGGCAGAGGCGGAUCGUUUGUUGCAGGAAAAGGCAAAGGCAGAUCGUUUGGCCCAGGAAAAGGCAGAGGCAGAUCGUUUGGCCCAGGCAAAGGCAGAGGCAGAUCGUUUGUCGCAGGAAAAGGCAGAGGCAGAUCGUUUGGCCAAGGAAAAGGCAGAGGCAGAUCGUUUGGCCCAGGCAGAGGCGGAUCGUUUGGCACGCGAACGUUUGGCCCAGGCAAAGGCAGAGGCGGAUCGUUUGGCCCAGGCAGAGGCAGAUCGUUUGACACGGGAAAAGGCAGAGGCAGAUCGUUUGGUGGAGGAAAAGACAAAGGCAGAUCGUUUGGCCCAGGCAGAGGCAGAUCGUUUGUCCCAGGAAAAGGCAGAGGCAGAUCGUUUGGCCCAAGCAAAGCUACGUGACACGCAAGAGGAGAUCAAGAUCUUCCGGGCAAAGAAAGCAGAGCUUGAAAAGAACAAGGCAACCCUAGCCAGAUUGCAGAAAGAGCUCGAGGAGGAGCUGAAAGUCACCGAUGCAAUCAUGCAAUCCCAGCAGGCACCGCUCAUGCCAGGUUCGUGCAAAGUAGAGACCCCAAGUCCAGCUGGCAGAGUCAUGACCCCCACAGAGGCCCUGUCUCCAAUUUCGACCUCGACCUCGAGCCAAGAUGCCCAAGACCCGUGGAUUUGCCGCCGGCUUUCGGGUGCAUUCGACAACAGCCUGAGCCCAGAGACCACAACCCCGCCAAGUUCCGCAAAGAUGCCUGGUGCUCCGCAGGCUAUUGCUGUUGCCCCCGCCAAGACGCCUGGACCAGCCCCUCCUAAAGCCCCAGCUCCAAAGCAUGGCCAGCCUGCCCCCUUCGCAGUGAAAGCUAGGCCCCAGAGCCCGCCACCCUCAUCAGGUGCAAUUACGAAGCGCCUGCUCCGGGUCCUCGAACCAAAUGCACGAGGAGUCUACAAGGUGUCAAAGGAGGUGAGAGAUCAGUUUCACGCCGGGGGCAUCUCAAAAAGCAACGUCUACAAAAUGUUCGCAGAAUGCAACAACAAUCCGGAGACUUUUGUUGCCAAGUUCAGUGCUGUCCACGAGAAGCAACGCGAGCUCCAGCUGACUGUAGACUUCGAAUUCCUUACGAAACAGCAGAUGGCCGAUGAACAAAACAUGUCGCCGGAUGAUAUCGCAAAAUGUGUGGCAGCAGCAGAAGCAGACCCUGUCAACAAGAUCCGGAGGACAGACCGGCUGACGUUGACGGAGACAAGACAGAUGGACGGUGCCGGCGAGGGAACGGAACCGAUGGAAGUGGAUUUGAAUGAAGCCUUGCAGGAAUCCGAAAGCUCACGGCCAGCAUCCUACGUUGAUGCUGCAGAUGGUUUGACCCAGUCAAACCCACCAAACGAGGAGGUGAGUCGCUUGCUGAAGCGCUUGGGCUACCCAGAGGUUCAUGACUGCAAGGCCUCUGCUUUGAUUGACAAGGCCGUAUCUGCUUGCACUAAGCGGUUGAAGAAGCUUGCUGAGAUGUACAACAAGAUCCGAUCCGUCUACGCAGCCGUGGAUGGUUGCUCUGAGAAGCUCGAGAAGUUCAAGGCCGAUGGUAUGGUUGAUGGCUUUUCUGAGGAGCUGCUGGGCUCAAUAUUGUUCGGGGCUAUGCUGGUUGUCCUCGAUGGAAAGCUCGAUCGACAUCGAGCUGGGACGAUAAUCGAAGCCGCUGAGCUGGAAAACCGUGCGAGGACCCUCCUUUCGAGACCACCAUCUAUCAAGAAGGAGAUGGCCGCCGAUGCAAAGGUCAAUCCCAAGGCCAAAACUCUGAGAAUCAAGGCUCCAGCUUGCAUCAUCGGCGAAGUCGCUGAUGCAGUUCUGAGCGACGGCAGCCGAGUGCCAGGCCUCAUUGAAGCCGCUAAGGUGGACAAAAACCACAGCGAGCGAAACGCUCACCGCUUGUUUAACAAGUACGGCCUAGCACUCAAGGUCCCGAUUGAUAAUUUCGGUGUCCCGCAAAGCUCUUCGGGUGAAGCAGUGACAGUUCCCUACCUCUCCAUUAGCAAGUACAUGCAGCGCCUGCUGGACAGCUACGAGCAGCUUAUGUUUGGAGGUUUGUCAGCUACAGCAUCAGAAGUGCUUUUGGGGACAUUCUGGUCUAGGUUUCGAGCCUACCACCCCAAGCACUUGGUGUACUCGGAUGCAAGCAUGUCUGAAGCAGAAAGGGUCCGCACCGUCCCGGUGUGUAUCCAUGGAGAUAAGGGACGUACAUUACAAAAAUCGCCGAUUUAUGUCCUCAGCUUCGAGUUCCCUUUUGGACUUCCUCCGAGUAUGCUGAAGAAGUGCAGCUAUGAUGAAAAGCGGAACACUAGGCAUGUCGAGGGAAAGCUGGCCCAGACGUGUGGGUCUCGUGCCAAGAAGCGAACAAUCGAAGAAGUAGACUUCUCUGAGUGCACUCGCAAUGACCCUCCCAGAUACCUCGAUGCCUCUAAGCCCAGAAGCCACCAGAGACACAACAAUCGGGGACACAGUUUCCUGAGUCGCUUCUUGGUUUGUGCCAUUCCCUCGAAGACCUACAAGAAAAACCCCGAACUCAUUCCAAACCUGCUCAGGGAAGUUGCCAAGGAACUUAAAGUACUGUUCGAAUCGGGUCUGAAGCAGGGCAAAACCGGUGCAAGGUUCCGCUUCGCUUUCAUAGGUGCCAAGGGCGAUUCCGAAUGGCAUUUUGAGGCAGGAAACUUUACACGGUCGUAUCACCGAAUUGGUCCCGUAAAUCCUGCCAAAAUUUGUCAUCUAUGUGACGCCGGAGCCCAAGGCCUCCCGUAUACAGAUGUUUCCAGUGCACCCGAGUGGCUCAGCACGCUGGGUGCCGAAGCUCCAUGGCGAGAGACGCCUCCCUUGAAUCAGGCUCCCUUUUCGGAAAGCUUUCCUGCUUUUCUCUACAAGUUUGAUCCCUUUCAUGUACUGAAGUACGGGGUUUUUCGGGAUUGUUGUGCCAGCACCGUGACCAGAUUAGGUUUCCUAGGAUAUUUCGACUUCUCGGAAGAAGGGGAGCUUGAAAACAUCCCUGAUCGCCUUAUGAGGGCUUUCUCGUUGUACAAGCUUUGGUGCUUGGCAGAGAAGAAGAAUCCUUCGCUGAAAGGCUUCACUAGGAUCAACAUGCACUUUGACAAAAACACCUCCUUUGCCUGGUUCAACUGUAAGGGAAGUGAAGUGACGCUGCUGAUGCAGUGGCUUGACUUUCAGCUCCUUGUUUUCAUUGCGAAUGUCAAGCAUGAAAGCCAAAGGACGGAGUUGCGGGCCAUGCACCAGAUGAUUCGUGGAGGUCUCAACUACAUAG
Symbiodinium sp. CCMP2456 is the source of this 3799-nucleotide messenger RNA. The record is from the annotation of a GenBank genome assembly. NCBI's taxonomy places the organism in Eukaryota, Dinophyceae, Suessiales, Symbiodiniaceae.